CGCCACAGCCCACCGGAGCGGGUCGCUCUCCGCCAGCCCGUGGUGCUGAAAUCACGGCUCGUUCCCGCCGCAAUGUGAGGGCGAUGAGACGGAGCGCGGAAGGGCCGAGAAAGGAGCACCACGAUGGACGACGACCUCUUCCAGCUGAGGCAGCUGCCGGUGAUCAAGUUCCGCCGCACUGGUGAAAGCGCGCGCUCAGAGGACGAGGGGGUGUUCCGGGAGCAUGAGGUCCAGAUCGAGGGAGUGCGAACGGACCUUGAGUCUGUAGAGCUGGGCGAGGGCACGGCUGUACCCCGGGAGUUUGCCAACCCCACUGAUGACACCUUCAUGGUGGAGGAUGCUGUGGAGGCCAUUGGUUUUGGCAAGUUCCAGUGGAAGCUCUCCAUUCUUACCGGGCUGUCAUGGAUGGCAGAUGCCAUGGAAAUGAUGAUCCUCAGCAUCCUGGCUCCCCAGCUGCACUGCGAAUGGAGGCUCCCCAGCUGGGAGGUGGCGCUACUUACAUCGGUUGUGUUCAUCGGUAUGAUGAUCAGCUCCUCACUGUGGGGGAACAUAUCAGACAAGUACGGACGAAAAACGGGCCUGAAGAUGAGCGUCCUGUGGACCAUGUUCUAUGGGCUCCUCAGCGCUUUCGCCCCAGUGUAUGGCUGGAUCCUCUUCCUUCGCGCUCUUGUGGGCUUUGGCAUCGGGGGAGCCCCGCAGUCGGUGACGCUCUACGCAGAGUUCCUCCCCAUGAGGUCCAGAGCCACCUGCAUCCUGCUUAUUGAGGUACAGCCCAAAAGCCGUCUUUCUCGGUCACUCAACGCUACUUUGCUUACAUUACUCUCUGGACCUCAUGCUGCAGAGGCUCUAACCCCACCUUAUUCCUCUGUCACGGUGCUCCAACCCCCAUUGCCAAAGAUAUUUUGGGCCCUGGGCACUGUGUUCGAAGUGCUGCUUGCCAUCCUGGUGAUGCCCACACUGGGCUGGCGAUGGCUACUUGCCCUCUCCACGGUGCCACUGCUCGUCUUCGCCAUCCUGUGCUUUUGGCUACCUGAGAGCGCCCGCUAUGAUGUACUGACAGGCAGCCAGGAGAAGGCGCUGGCUACGCUCAAGCGCAUCGCUGUGGAUAACGGGGCCCCCAUGCCCCUGGGGAAGCUCAUUGUUGCCAGACAGGAGGAACGUGGGAAGAUCCAAGAUCUCUUCUCACCGCACUUUCGCUGGACUACAGUUCUGCUGUGGUUUAUCUGGUUCUCUAAUGCCUUCUCCUAUUAUGGUCUGGUCCUGCUGACCACAGAGUUAUUUCAGACAGGAGAUGCAUGUGAAGUGUCCACAGGCAGUAAGGUGGAGCCCCGGUGUAGUCUGGAGUGCAAGUUCCUGACAUCAGAUGACUACAAGGACCUGCUCUGGACCACUCUGUCAGAAUUCCCAGGCUUGCUGGUGACCCUUUGGGCCAUUGAUCGGCUUGGCAGAAGGAAGACCAUGGCCCUGUGUUUCCUGGUGUUCUCUCUCUGCAUGGUGCCCCUGUAUGCCUGCGUCGGGAGGACAUCUCUCACAGUCCUGAUCUUCAUUGCCAGAGCCUUCAUUGCUGGAGGGUUCCAAGCAGCUUAUGUCUACACCCCAGAGGUGUACCCUACAGCAACCAGAGCGUUGGGGCUGGGAACCAGCAGUGGGAUGGCUAGGGUCGGUGCUCUCAUCACUCCCUUUGUUGCGCAGGUGAUGCUGGAGUCCUCGGUGUACUUGACGCUGUCUGUGUACUGCUGUUGCUGCCUGCUGGCAGCCAUGGCAUCGUGUGCCCUGCCCAUUGAGACCACUGGUCGGGGGCUUCAGGAGUCCAGUCACCGGGAAUGGGGGCAGGAGAUGAUGGGACGUGCUCCGCGCAGUCCUGAUAGAGUCCCUCGCUCCAGCUCUGGAUCCCAGGACUGAGGGGUGGGCCAGGGCUGGGCAGGGAGAGGAGCUCCAGAAAAUGUGUGGAGCCAGGUGAGGUCAAGGUUUUGGCAGAGGGGAAUGCUUCCAUUUCCCAUAACCCCACCGGAGUUAGCUCCAACCCCAGUGUGUACAUAAGCAUAAGGAUGGAGAAAAGCAGAAGCAGCAGAGCGUGAUUUAAGCUUUUCUUGAUUUUAAUCACAGACUGAUAUUGCUCCCAUGAUGCUGCCAAUCUCUGACUGGCCCACACACUACCUACUCACUCUGAGCUUCUGGUUGGGAAAGGGUACUUGGGUGUAAGACUGGCGCUGGGAGAUGGGGCUAACAAUACAGCGGGAAAUCCAGCUCAUUCAUUCACUGGAAUCACAGAGCAAGGCCCUGAAGAAGUGAGGGUGAGUUGAAGGUCAGCAAGCGGUGGGGUAAAAUGUCACAUGGAUUCAUUUCAGGUUUUUCUUUCAUCAGUCCCAUUUUGCAAAAUUUGAUCAAGUAGGGAGUGGGGACCCCGGUUUUCCAGAAUGCUGUAAAUUGCUGAAACACCUACCACACUUGCUUCUUUAAGAACCAGCACCCGGCACAACUCACUAAACUGUAUUCUUUAGCCAUGUUCGGCUACUAUAUACCACUGCCAUCUUAAACCACCAUUUGGUAACAGGUGUCAUUUAUGUCUGUAAAACGUAUAGUGUGAGUAACUUAUUAAUAUUGUCAGAAAGCAAUCAGUCUUCAGGUGAAGAGAAACUUUUACAUUAUAUACAGAGACUCUGAGCCCUACGCUUCAGAUCAGAAUGUACGCCAGCACCCUGAAGCGAAAGAAGCAGUAUAAAAUGUGAUGGUAAAGGUGGAUGAGAUGGGCUGGUUCUGAUCUGAAACACAAAACAUUACUCUGAUAGGAGCAUAGACAUCAGAUCAGUGCUGAAGGUUACUGUGCUGUACCCAGUACACCUUUUCAUCAUUAAAGCAAGCUGAUGGUAUUUACAGAAUACCACUGCUCGGCCUGUUUUGCGUGUCUUUGUCAGCCCUUACAGCCUCUUGGAAGAAUGACUAAGAGAAGGGGAUGCGGAGACUCCCGAACACUGUCAUACAAGCUGUUUCCAACAGGCCUGCCUUUGAAGUUUAGUGCCGCACUAAGUGUCUCUACACCGACUCUUGCCACCGCAAUGGAUGCACAUGUGUAUAAUACAUUAAUAAAUUCUGUUUA
Scleropages formosus (Asian bonytongue) is the source of this 3097-nucleotide messenger RNA. It is a transcript of the gene svopa, whose product is annotated as SV2 related protein a. Bases 124 to 1902 code for a protein of 592 amino acids. The record is from RefSeq and is a predicted model, not a curated record. Lineage: Eukaryota; Metazoa; Chordata; Actinopteri; Osteoglossiformes; Osteoglossidae. Gene Ontology annotation, molecular function: transmembrane transporter activity. Gene Ontology annotation, cellular component: membrane. The transcript has 15 exons. Gene Ontology annotation, biological process: transmembrane transport.